Molecule: messenger RNA, 4630 nt
Organism: Cottoperca gobio
Lineage: Eukaryota; Metazoa; Chordata; Actinopteri; Perciformes; Bovichtidae
Product: sentrin-specific protease 7
Biological process (GO): protein desumoylation; proteolysis
Cellular component (GO): cytoplasm; nucleus
Molecular function (GO): SUMO-specific endopeptidase activity
Source: RefSeq, a predicted model, not a curated record
UUCCUGAUGCACUUCUGGUGUCUACCGGAUGUUGCUGAGGAACAUAGAAGCGCAUUACAAGUAGAGGAUCGAGCCCAGCAAAAUGUGUUUGUAAAGUGCAGGUGGAAACGUUGGAGUGGAAAGAGUUGUCUACAGUCUCCUUAUAGUCUCUGUUGAUGACAAGAGAAGCCCAGCCUAGGUUUUUUCUUAGUGUUCUUGCUGUUUCUUCCCAAAUUGUGGACCAUGAUGGAUCAAAGAAGAGCCUUAACUAUUCCAUUUAAUGUUGACAAGGAUAACUUGGUGGAAAACCCACUCAAAAUCGCCAUGCCAUGUCUUUCAUCAGAGUGUGGGAAGUUAGAAAGACAGGUUUCCUGGACUGCAUUUGCAGGUUUUAAACGCAAACAUGGGGAUUCACAGCAUAAAAACGGAUCAAUGCUGUUUGAUCACAAGCACGCGGCCAGGGUCACUUUGGAAAUGGCCAGGAGGAAGCCCCGUCUGAUCCUCACCGAUGUCCUAGAGACUGAACCGGGCAAGGCUUAUAUGAAAAGAACAAAACUGAGUUGUAACUCGGGAAAGCAAGGACGGGUGUCAAGUGCACAGAGGGAGAGUGGUCGAUGCAGAGAGGAACCCCUGAUCUGCAAAGACAUGAGGUCCGGUCAGAGGGAGGCUGAUACAGACAAGAGUCUGAGCCCUAAAUGCAACCAGAAGACCAUAUCCUCGCCCUCUCCAAGGUCAAGACUCCGGAGAAAGUCACAAAAUAUUGAUGACGAAGAGGACGUGGAAGAAAAAGAUAUCGAGGAGGUGAUAAUAGGAAAGAACAACGAAGACGACUUCAAAUUCGCUGAAGUUGUAGAUUGUGGGUUGUCAGUGAGAUGGGAGCCUGACGACGAUACAGGAAGUUGUGAUGAGUUCCCGCCACCCAGCGUCAAGGACAGGUUGACUGAUCCAGAAAAGAAAGGACAACACAGUGUGAAGAAGCAAAGAAAGGAUGCAACGUCCCAGUGCAACGGAACAGGCAGCCCCAAACGCCACCGUGAGAGUGUGCUUCGCCUCACCAGAGAAGACGGAAGAGACGGAGGACAGUCGCCUGCACCUAUUUGUCUGGAAGAAAACAGAGAUUCGGAGGGCUCGGACCGUACCAUUGUACAGUUCACGGUGGGAGCAGAGGAUCAAACGGAAGUUCUGAUGCCAAUCGUCCGCCCUCAUUCGGAGGUCGGAGACUCUAUUACCACCCCCAGAAAAAGUCUUUCGUCUAGCCAGGACAACGCGACGACACCCGUCCCCUCUGAACCCAUUGUGCUGUCCAGUGACGAUGAGGAGAGCGGUGACGCUGUCUCUGUGCGAGACGCAGUCAUACAGCCACAAUCCCCUCAGGAAGCUGAGGCCAAAGAGCCAGAAGCUUCUGACCUACAGGACAUGCAGGUGUUGCAUGUAGUUGUAGAUGCUUCUCCCAACCCCACUAUAGACUACUCUUUCUCCACGCUGCACUGUGGAGGUUACCAAGGGAAAGCCAAUGGAGACAUCAUGAUCGCAGACCAAGAAAUCAUCAUUCCACUGAAAGACGCUGAUGAACAGGUGGAGGUGACGCUAACCCUGAACCGUAAAGACAUGAGGAGGUACAGCGUGUGGGAGCAGCAGGAACUGGAGGACCGGGAGUUUCACUUCAACAGCGACGUGGAGCCUUUCCCUGCCGCCAUCCUUCUGUUCUGUGUGUCGGAAACUGCUGCAGCUGCCGUACAGCGAGACCUCCUCAAGCUGUGUGCCAAACAAGAUGGAAUCAGGAGCACUGACACGGUGAGCCCGUUUAUCCUGCUGACGCUGAGACAUCCUGUGGAGGGAAUGGAGGGGGCUUUAUUGCGCUCCUUCCUGGACAUUGACUGUCUCAACAGUCUGGCACAUGAAUCCAUCCACGGGGCAGACACAAUUUUUAGUUUGGAAGACUUCCACACUCCUGUUCUUUCUCUGGAUGAUAGCAUAGACCUGAUAAGAAGAACUGGACUGGACUCUCCCCUGCUGACUCUGCUGGGCCUCGAGAGCUCUGACCCACGUUCUGAUACAGACGAAAACACCCCGCCACACAUCCAGUGGGAGGCUGAUUCACAGGAAGAGACGGUACUGGAGCUAGAGACGGCAACAGAACAAAGCACGGGGACAAAACUCAAACCAGAGGAGGAUCGCAAAGAAGAAGAGCUGGAACAGCCUUCUAUGAAGAAGAAGAAGGAGGAGCCUGCUCCCGUAUACACGCUGUGCCAUCGGAGAACCAAAGGAUCUUACCACGUGUCCCUGUGUAAACCAGACUCCAUUUGGACUAAAUUCAAACAUCACGGCCUCGCUCGAAGGUUGAUACAGUUUCCUCCUCCGCCUUUGAAAGGAGGAAUAACCGUCACGUUGGAGGACCUGCAAUGCCUCGACAUCGGGCACUUCCUCAAUGACGUUAUCAUUGACUUUUAUCUCAAAUACGUCCUCUUGAGUGCCUCUGAUGCUGUGGCCGAGCGCUCCCACAUCUUCAGCAGCUUCUUCUACAAGCAGCUGACGCGGAGGGACAACGCCAGUGAAGGCGUUACCAGUGACUCCUGUCAGAGGCAGAGGCGGCACCAUCGGGUGAAGACAUGGACUCGACAUGUGGACAUCUUCAAAAAGGACUUCCUGUUUGUGCCCGUCAAUCAGGAGGCUCAUUGGUAUUUAGUUGUCAUCUGUUUUCCUGGACUGGACGAAACAAAAUCCGAAGCCUGGAGACGUCCGAACUCAGAGGAUGAGACGAGUCAGGGUGGGACGGGAGAGCUUCAGGAACAAGGGUCUCAGAGCCCAAAUUAUAUCACAGAGACGCCACCUACACCACCAACAUUAACACACAGUGACAGUGUGGACACAGAGACGGAAAAGGCUCAAGACAAAUCCACUAAAGACCCACCGCCUGGUCCAGUGAACUGCACAGAGCAGACGUUCCAGAAGAAAACUGUUAGAAAGAGGCCGUGCAUUCUUAUCAUGGAUUCGCUGAAACUUUCUCUUCAUGAGCGAGUCUUCAAACUCUUACGGGAGUACCUGCAGUCUGAAUGGGAAGUUCGUCGCGGUUCAUCGAGGGACUUCAAUCCUGAUCAGAUGCAAAGCUCACACUGCAAAGUUCCCCUGCAGGACAACAGCAGCGACUGUGGCCUCUACUUGCUGCAAUACGUUGAGAGUUUUUUAAAGGACCCCGUGGUGCAUUUUGAUCUCCCUCUACAUCUACAACGAUGGUUUCCACGGCAGCAGGUGCGGAGGAAACGAGACGAAAUCAGAGACCUGGUACUUAACCUUUACAGAGAUCAGAACCUGGACACUGACACAUAGACACGUGAAGAAGCUCUGAUGUUCAGUGCAUUCAUUCCUGUAGCCAUUAUACAUCACUGCUCAUACUGAGCAUGAAUUUAAAAAUAUUUCCUUUGAAAUAUAUAUGCUUUUAUUGUUUUAUGCAUUAACUCGAACAAAACAUGUGAACCUCUGACUAUCUGCGGGUCCUCUGGGUGAACAUGAGGGCAUCAAUUAUGAUAAACGGGGAGCUGUCCAUCCAACUAGUAAGUUUUACCGUAGUUUACAUCCAGACAUGAAAAUGUUUAACACCCCUUGAAUUUUUAGCGAUUGUUUUUUAUCCUGCAAGAUAUUUUAUAAUGUAAUUAUUUCACAUUUAAAAUCAUAGUUAAAUUGUUUUUCAAGUGUAACAAAGGUAAGGUUGUAAACACUUUUUCUUUUGGAGUUUACUUGCUUUUCUGAGACAUUUGAGGUCAUGUGUAUAUAUUUCAGUCUCAGUCAUGGGUUUUCUAAUCAAAGCUGUUCUUAUUCUGAAUUGUUUUGCAUCGGAAAACCGUUAAAGGAUGAACACAGGCAUAGUAUGAAACACAUUUCCUACGUUUCCUGUCUGAAUUUCUUGGGAACUGGUAUCCCAACAUGAAGCAGCGAUGUUUUCCCCAUUGUUGUAUCCCUGUGCCAGAUGGGAGUACACCAGGAUGACUACUCACCUAUCAUUGAAACAAAGCGUUACUGUUCUAUGCUACCAUUUAUCUGUGACAACCCAAAAAUAAUAUUGGGACACAUUAACACCUGAUCAUGGACUAUCAAUACAUGCUACUUGUGUUGAAUUGUAAAUCAUACUUCUGAUAGUCAUAAGGCAUUGAAGUAGUUUGAAGUCUCGUGGGCAUUACCUUUUAUUUAGAUUUGACACACUGAUCCUUUUGAAAGUAGGUUGCGUCAUGUGAACUACUCCGUGUAUAGUUUAAGAAGGAAUAUUUUUGGAACAUAAUGUGGGAGAAGAAGUUCCCCGUCAUGCACAGAAUACUUAUUUAUUCAUUUCAGCGCCACUUACUAUAACUUGUGUACAACAUAUAACACGUUUCAAUCGUUAAUACAACUUGCAAAAAGUUCAGGGGUGCUCAUUUAUUAACAUGUGUGACAGUACGCUCUCAAAUGUAAAGCCUGCCCUGCAGUUUGUGCCUACAUUCUUCUUUUCAGCAGUGUUGAUAGUCUUGUAGAUUUUCCUCCUUUUGUUCAGAUGUUUGUAUCACUUUCAACACUUAAUGUUGUUUUUGUUUUUAGACAUUGUGUUGGAUGAAUGUACAGGAGCUGAUUCCAAAACAUCUUUGGUUUCAAUCGUAUAUUAAAACUAGAAGACCAAAUAACA